AACUAGAGAAACCCAAUAUGGCAGCGCCCAUGAAAAAGUUUUUCUCUUAAGUGCUUCCGGAUUUUUACCUUUACUGACGUUAUUUGAACCGUGUAAAACUCACGUCUGAGACCUAGCUAACAUGGUGGAGGAGUUGGACUGGAAGAUAAAGCGGGGGCAAUAAGUUGGAGACGAGUUAGAGAUUUUGUGCAUGUGCAGGAAGAGAAAGUAGACUUUUGAUCUACCUGAUGUUCUAGAUGCAGAGUUUUUGUGUGAAAAAUACAAUGCCAAGCAAGUGGAGGACAGUGAAUUGAGAUGGCCAAGCCAUACAAAUUCUUCUGCUAUGGGGUCAUCCUGACAUCUUUAUCCUGGGCCGUCAUCAUCUACCUAUUCCUGAAUCUGUCAGCAUUCGAAGCGGGUAAAGGUCAGGUGCCAAGACAGGCCAGAUUGAUACCUAGAAAUCCCGGCAUCCAGCAUGUGGACAUCGAGUCUGAGGAAUUCAGGGCGCAUGACAUGAUGCCCCACCACAGGCUUGGUGAUGAAGGUCAGGGUCAUCAAAGUUACCUUGAAGGUGAAGGUCAUGUACAUCAUGACAUGGCAGAGCAGAAUGAGGUUUUGCGUAUUGAAAAGAAAAACCAAGUCAAUGGGGGCUGGGCAGGUAAGCGUCCACACGAUCGGGACAAACCAGAGGACAUGGCUGACAAACAGAUUGCUGCGAUACACGCGCCUGGAGAUAUCAAAGAUAUUGGUUUGAUACGGUCUCCAGAAGACCAGAAAAUCAGAGAUGAAGGGUACAGGUUGUAUGCCUUCAAUCAGCUCAUCAGUGACAGAAUAGGAUUUCACCGACAAAUUCCUGAUACCAGGCAUCAACUUUGCUCACGCAGGUCGUACCCGUCCAGUCUUCCUAAAGCCAGCAUCGUGAUAUGUUUCUACAACGAGGCAUGGACAGCAUUAAUGAGAACUGUUUACAGCAUUUUAGACAGAACACCUCCACACUUACUAGAAGAGAUUAUAUUAGUCGAUGACUUUAGUGAUUUAGAUCAUUUAAAAAGACAACUUGACAGCUAUGUGGAAGAAAACUUACCAAAGGUGAAGGUCAUCCACAACCAGAAGCGGGAAGGUCUGAUGAGAGCACGGAGUCUUGGUUCUGAUAAAGCCAAAGGACAGGUGGUGGUAUUCUUGGACAGCCACUGUGAGGUGAAUGCUAUGUGGCUGGAGCCGUUAUUGACCAGGAUAGCUGAUGACCGCAAGCACGUGGUCAUGCCCAUCAUAGACAUCAUUGACGCGGACACGUUUGUGUACAAGGAUUCUCCUCUGGUCCGAGGGGGGUUCAACUGGGGACUGUACUUCCGCUGGGAUCAAAUCCCCACUAAGCUUUUACAGAAAAAGGAAGAUUAUGUGAAGCCACUGAGAUCCCCCACUAUGGCCGGAGGCUUGUUUGCAAUCGACAGGGAUUAUUUUAAUUAUCUUGGAAAGUAUGAUCCAGGGAUGGACAUAUGGGGAGGAGAGAAUUUGGAGAUAUCCUUUAGGAUCUGGCAGUGUGGGGGAACUCUGGAGCUGAUGCCAUGUUCCAGAGUAGGCCAUAUCUUCAGGAAGAGGCGACCGUACGGCUCACCAACGGGCGAAGACACCACUCUUAAAAACUCCCUCAGGUCUGCUCAUGUGUGGAUGGAUGACUACAUAAACUAUUACUUCAGGGUCAGGCCAGACGCCAAGUCACGUAGCUAUGGCGACAUCAGCGAGAGAUUAUCUUUACGAAAAAGACUCGGGUGUAAGUCAUUCAAGUGGUACCUUGAAAAUAUUUACCCAGAGCAGACGUUCCCGAAUGAGAAGGGCGUGGCACCAGAGGUGGACCGACAGGUGGCCAGAAAAUGGCCAAAACGAGAGAUCAUCAGAAAGGGCAUGUUGAAACACCUGAAUUCGAACACCUGCGUGGCCUCAGAACAAGGUGUCCACACCAAGAGGUCCAUGCUGAUAUUGGUACCUUGCAAGCCAGGGGAGGCAACACAGAUAUGGACAGAGUCUCAGACAGGAGAGUUCCUGCUGUCAGGAUUGCUGUGUCUGGACAGUGAGGGGGAUGUAAGGGGGAAGGUCUACCCCAGGCUUAUGAAGUGUCACUUUGAACAGGGGACACAGCAAUGGCUCUGGGCUGGAAAGAGUACAAAGCAGUUGUAUAACCCUGCCUCGGGAAAAUGUCUGUCCCUGACCCAGUCUGCCACUGGGACGUAUUUGACACUGAUGUUUUGUCAGGACUCGGUGGACAGUUUUGACAUUGUCAAACUUUAGUGACAUGUUAAUGUGUUAAACUGACACUCAACCAGCAUUUCUCAGAUCUUCCCAUCCAGGGGCGGAUUGAGGCAGUCUUCUGGGUGUUCCGGAAGAAGGGCAGAUUUUCAAGUUUACAUUAACGGGUAUCAAAUUUUUUCUUUUGGAAAACGUUCAAAAAUAGAGGAUGGGUCAACAAAGAUACUGGUAAUUGGGAAGACUGUCAUAAAAUAGCUCUGGAUCCGCCCCUGCCAUUUUCCACCAUAGACCAGACAGUGUAAAUGGACAACACCAUCAAUGAUUAAUGUUUUGCUUGUUUAUUUUGUCUGUGCCAGGGACUUUGUGACAUUGAUGAAUUAUUCUUAGGAUGAAAUCUGCAUAAUGAUUCUUGUUGCCAUAUUAUUGUGAUGAUGUCAGAGGUUUUACCACAGGGCACUGAUGUUAUGCAGAGUACAGCAUGCCACAAUGAUGUUGUAUAGUAAAUGUGUCAUUGUCUGCAAACCUUGGUGUGUAUAUAAUAGGGUACAGAUGGAAUAGAUAGAUGUGUGUGUGUGUGUGUGUGUGUGUGUAAGUUUGCGCACAUACGUGCAUGUUUGUAGGAGUGCGUUAGUGUGCUUUGUGUUUCUGUGUUUCUGUCUGUAUGUCUAAGUUCAUAUGUGCUUGUGUCCGUAUGUGCACGUGUCUGCAAGAGAGAGAGGGAUAGUGCCUUUAUGUUUGUGUUUGUGUGUGUGUGUGGGGGGGGGUAUGUAUGUGUGUGUGUGUAAAAAUACCACUUAAUAUCACCACUGCAACUCCCAGAGUAGGAACUGUGGAGAUUUUUAUUAAAAGUCUUUAGUUAUAAAACAUUAUAUAUUGUAAUAUAAAGAAUGUAUUACACUAGUGGUCACAUGUCAUGUACGUUACAAAUAUGUAAUAUGGUCUUAAGACAUCCAGAAUAUAUUUGAUAUCAUUGAUAUUAAGAUAUCUUAUUGCAUUAUUGCAAUCAGGAUGAUUUGAGGUAGAUGAAAUACAUGAUGUGUAGUGUGAUCUCUCACUCUGAAUGUGUUAAUAUGUUACUAGUACAUGAAGAGAUCUGGAGGAAGCAGUCAGGGAGGCUGAUUUUAGUUUCAUGUGCCUUUCACAUUAGAAAUUGAUGGGGAAUGCAUUGUUUUAAUGCAUUUUUGUGAUUUUAUAUCCUUUAAUAAUGAGCCUAGAAGGUAAAGGAUAUUUAGUAAGUGAACCACAAUGGUUCAAAUGGUGCUUCCUCAUUUUCCAUUAACCUUGUCAUUUUGUAGAUUACCUGUGUCUAGUUUGUCAAUGAAAUAGUGGAGGCAUUUAGUCUGUUUUCUAUUUUCUUUUUCUUAUAAGAAAUUGAAAGAAAGAGCUACUGAUCUACCUUAAGACAGAGUUUAUUAUCAAAUUUGGCGAUUUUUUGUGACGUAGUACUGUAAUUCCAGUGCUUUGUUGAAACAAAAGUUAACUAGCCCUCUGUAUCUUGAUUUUUAUUUUUUUCAUCUUUGGUAGAAAAAAACAGGUUUGCAUUUGAAAAGGUAAGAUUAGAAUUUAUUCAGACAAUAUAUAUGAAUAUAAGUAUAUUGGGAAUUGUCUUCCUUUUAGAUAUAAGAACUGAAAUAAACAAUUAAACAAAAAAA
Messenger RNA from Lingula anatina, 3875 nucleotides. Its product is annotated as polypeptide N-acetylgalactosaminyltransferase 11. Lineage: Eukaryota; Metazoa; Brachiopoda; Lingulata; Lingulida; Lingulidae. Gene Ontology annotation, molecular function: Notch binding; polypeptide N-acetylgalactosaminyltransferase activity. Gene Ontology annotation, cellular component: Golgi apparatus. Gene Ontology annotation, biological process: protein O-linked glycosylation; regulation of Notch signaling pathway. The record is from RefSeq and is a predicted model, not a curated record.